This is a messenger RNA of Gavialis gangeticus (Gharial), 1660 nucleotides long. It is a transcript of the gene RPS3A, whose product is annotated as ribosomal protein S3A. Bases 51 to 845 code for a protein of 264 amino acids. The record is from RefSeq and is a predicted model, not a curated record. Gene Ontology annotation, molecular function: structural constituent of ribosome. Lineage: Eukaryota; Metazoa; Chordata; Crocodylia; Gavialidae. Gene Ontology annotation, biological process: translation. Gene Ontology annotation, cellular component: cytosol; ribosome. The transcript has 6 exons.
AAUCUCGCGGGACUACCAGCACUCGGCCUCUUUGGCUCUGGGGCGGCACCAUGGCGGUUGGGAAAAACAAGCGGCUUACUAAGGGGGGCAAGAAAGGCGCCAAGAAGAAAGUGGUUGAUCCCUUCUCAAAGAAGGAUUGGUACGAUGUCAAGGCACCAGCAAUGUUUAAUAUCCGAAACAUUGGGAAGACACUCGUCACCAGGACGCAAGGAACCAAAAUUGCCUCUGAUGGACUUAAGGGGCGUGUAUUUGAAGUGAGUCUUGCUGAUCUGCAGAAUGAUGAAGUUGCCUUCCGUAAAUUCAAGCUGAUUACUGAAGAUGUCCAGGGCAAAAACUGUCUGACCAACUUCCAUGGAAUGGACUUAACACGUGACAAAAUGUGCUCCAUGGUCAAGAAGUGGCAGACAAUGAUUGAAGCCCAUGUUGACGUCAAAACUACUGACGGCUAUCUACUGCGCCUUUUCUGUGUUGGUUUUACCAAGAAGCGUAACAACCAGAUCCGUAAAACCUCAUAUGCCCAGCACCAGCAGGUCCGCCAAAUCCGCAAGAAGAUGAUGGAAAUUAUGACUCGAGAGGUGCAAACUAAUGACCUGAAAGAAGUUGUCAACAAGCUGAUCCCAGACAGCAUUGGCAAAGAUAUAGAAAAGGCUUGUCAGUCCAUUUACCCUCUUCAUGAUGUGUAUGUCCGCAAAGUCAAGAUGCUGAAGAAGCCCAAGUUUGAGUUGGGCAAGCUGAUGGAACUGCACGGUGAAGGCGGUGGUGCUGGAAAGCCUUCUGGGGAUGAGGCAGGCACCAAAGUAGAGCGAGCCGACGGAUAUGAGCCCCCUGUGCAAGAGUCUGUCUAAAAAUCAAAGUUGGAUACAAAAAAUAAAAAUUAAUGUACAGAAGUAGUGCAUCUGUGUAUGGUAAUACUAGAAACUGCUUAUACAGGCUGUGGGGUAUUUUUCAUCAUCAGUAGUGGUAUUUUUGUCAUGGUAAUGACUGAAUGUGACCUGUGCUUCAUAAUUGUAGCUUUCUUGGUAGAAGUGGGCUGGUCUGGAGCAGACAACUGCUUGAUAUACUUCUGAAAUUCGUCCCUGUCUUAACUGGGCCCAAGACUUAACACAUGUAUGCUUCAACUUACUAUUUGUAACUGUUCACUUGAUAGCAGCCUUUUCCCCAAGGCAAUUUUGGUGUCUGCCUAUAGAUGAAAUGAGGUUUUAAUGCCAGUUAUUUUAUUGUGGAAGCAAAGUUUUGUCCACAAGAUUAUCUAAGGGGUCUGCGAAAAAUGACUAGUAUAGUUCAAAGGAAUGUGAAUACCCACACUAACAGUUCAAAGGGAUCUGCAAAUGAAAAAAGGAUGAAAACCACUGCCUUAAAGAUUUAACAAAAAUAGCCAACUUGUUCAAACUCCAGAAAUAAUCAGCUUUUCAUUUUUCUGCUCCUGUUUGGCACCUCUAAUGGGAGGUAUGUGUAACACUCAAGUCAUUCAGAGCUUGGAACAAUGCUAAUUAGAUUCUUGGGGGACAAAAGAAUGAGAGGGGUACAGCACUGCUUGGUAAUAACUUCCUUCUGUCUAGAAGAAGAGAGUCCAAACAUCUUAAUGCUGUUGAAGUUAAGCAUGUAUGCUGUUCUAUAAUAUAACCAGAUCAGCUUCCACAAAUAAGCUGGACCGAAAUUA